AUGGUUCCGGCUCCUGAAAGAGAGGUUUUGGAGCUGGGAGCACCACGUUAUGUGAAGCUGGAAGCACGUUAUGCGCGGAGCUGGUUGCACGUUAUGGACGUCCGACUUGCCCAGAUCCGCCUCUUUGUCCUUACGACGGUAUACAGGACGGAGUUUCGGGCCGGGUGUGGUGACUGGCAUUGUACGGGAUCUGUAGAUAUAGCAGUUGACUUUUUCGCGAUCUUACUAAGGCCACUACUUAACUCUUCUUAUUUCAAGAGAUCAUCCACUGAGAACCAAGAAGCCCUUGCCUCGUAG
Molecule: messenger RNA, 297 nt
Organism: Haemonchus placei
Lineage: Eukaryota; Metazoa; Nematoda; Chromadorea; Rhabditida; Trichostrongylidae
Source: the annotation of a GenBank genome assembly